AUGGCGUAUAUGCAGCAGAACGCCUUUGCCUUUGCUCCUCAGCCUCAACCCCAAUUCUUCUAUCACCCCGACCAAUACCACACCUAUGUCGCUCACCCUCAGCAAGCCCCCGAUGAGUUUUAUAUGCCCUAUGCCGGAGCAGAGUACGCGGAUUUCAUGGAGGCAGGGAUGAUGCACGACGAUAUGGGGGAAUCGCAGGAGAUCUCAACUCGCCCAAGACUCACCAAGGAACAAGCAGAGGUCCUCGAGGCCCAUUUCCAGGCGAAUCACAAACCGAGCUCGCAGCUCAAGAGAGAAUUAGCCAUACAGACAGGCUUGACUCUCAACCGGGUUGGGAACUGGUUCCAGAACCGACGAGCGAAAGCAAAGCAGCAGAAACGACAAGAGGAAUAUGAAGCUCAAACCUCCUCAGUCAAUGUUCCAUCGAACGAACCCGAGGGGGACGAAGAGGCAGAGGACGUGAAAGAUGCCAAGUCAUCCGAGGACUCAAGGUCAGAAGCUGUUUCCCCAACUGGCUCUGCUUCGCCCACGAAAGCAUCCAGCACGACGACGACGACAGACUCAACAUCAGCCGUUGAGACGCCGGACACUCCCGUGCAGGCAGUUGACAACUCGAAAGAGGCAAGCUGGAACUCGUUACAGAGAGCACUUGGGCAAGCCAAGGCAGCACGGGCUCAUCUAUCAGGCCAAGCCCAAGUUAGCAUGUCACCUCCAAAGAUCCCUGCACGGGCUCCUGGUAUGCAGCUGCCAUUGCGUCUCAACCAUCACCAAACGACCCCGUCAGCCUCGUAUGUGUCAGCCUGGCGAAGCCAGCACGCCAACUACAUGGCGUAUCCAUCUCCCAUCACGCUUCAGGACACUUCGUUCGAUUUCGGCUUUGGGAAUGACAUCGUUGACCAGGCGCCAGCUCAGGAGUCUACGAUCGACCCAGUGGUGGAUUACGCACAGGACUCGUUUGUGGUGACGCCCCAAGACUUCCAGGAGCCUCUGGCCACACCGAAAGGCAUCACGCAUCAGCAGAACGAUCCGAUGACAGCUUUGCCUUCACCUGGAUUCUCGAUGCCUUCUUAUCCCGGAUCACGACGCCCUUCGGCUACAGAAGACCUUUCAGCCACCUUCGGCAACGUUGCCCUCGCAGGAACACCGCCCAACUUUGUUCCGGAACUCUAUGGUGCAGCAUCAAUUUGUCCUCCUCCGAGCGGCCCCCUUGACAUUGCUGCUCGGCGAAAGCGACCGCGACCAGCUGCACUGACUUCUGCGUCGCUUCGGAGUCGUUCAUACGGCGCAAUGACCUCUGUUUCCCCCACCUUUCGCCAAGGUAUAAUGAGUCCCCAAGGUCCUCACAGCGUCCGCCACGUCAAGUCGGCAGGUCAAAGCCUGCACUCUCGGUACGCUGGCAUCCGUAAAGCUAGUUCAGCUCAGAGGUCCCCCAUGUGUGCGACAACCUUUGCCGAGGCUGACGCUUUCAACCAGCUGAUGGCACAGCAAGCCAUUGCUACAGCGCCGCUCACCGAAAUGCCGGAACCCCUGUUAUCGCCGGAUCAUGUCUCGCACGACUUCAGCUCGGUUGAACCUGAGAAGAAUCCUUUCUUCAUACAGAACAUGGACAUGUCUAACCAGUACUCUAUGCCACCGCCUCAGAAUCUUUCUAUCACCACAGCAUCACCUCCAGCUACACCAAUGAUUGCAAACUUCAUGAGCAGAGGGCCAUCACAACAAUCACUCAUGCCUCCAGCUUCCGCGCCUCCACAAUAUGCGACUUUUCCUGACUACACACCACCCUACUCUGCUGGACCUCUUACCAAUAGCAGCUGGUCAGAUGCUCCGAUGACGUCGCCGGAUGUUCCUUCAUUCCCUGUCACCUAUAUCUCGUCUGUGGGCUUCCCGCAGCACUACGACGCUGUAGACAGCCAAAUCCAGCAGUAUGUCCUACGUUCAGACAACAAGUCCGAAGUAGACUUUGAUUCUCAUUUCGACCAAAAGAAAAUGGAGUUCUGCAUCCAAGAGUUUCCCAAUCAAAAACAAGAGCACGCACAUGUUGCCCAACAGCUCGCCCAACAGAAGCCGAAGGCUUACGUGUUUGCAAACACGGCUCCUCAAGACUACAACGGUGCUUGA
This is a messenger RNA of Cladophialophora carrionii CBS 160.54, 2118 nucleotides long. RefSeq lists its product as uncharacterized. Gene Ontology annotation, biological process: regulation of transcription by RNA polymerase II. Gene Ontology annotation, molecular function: DNA binding. Bases 1 to 2118 code for a protein of 705 amino acids. The record is from RefSeq and is a predicted model, not a curated record. The transcript is spliced from 2 exons. NCBI's taxonomy places the organism in Eukaryota, Fungi, Ascomycota, Eurotiomycetes, Chaetothyriales, Herpotrichiellaceae. Gene Ontology annotation, cellular component: RSC-type complex; nucleus.